AUGGCACCCCACGCUGACGAGACCUCCCGCAACGGGUCGUCUGCCUCCUCCAGGUAUCAUGCCUCCUCGACCAAGGGUGCAAUUGACGCCGAGCAGAAGUUUGCCGCUCACAAUUACCACCCUCUGCCUGUCGUCUUCUCACGUGCCUCAGGUGUCGACGUUUGGGAUCCCGAGGGCAAGCAGUACCUCGACUUCCUGUCCGCCUACAGCGCCGUGAACCAGGGCCACUGCCACCCUGAGCUCGUCAAGGCCCUCACAGAGCAGGCCGGCCGAUUGACGCUGAGCUCGCGCGCCUUCUACAACGAUGUCUUCCCCAAGUGGGCCGAGAAGGUCCAGCAGAUGUUCGGCUACGACAUGGUACUGCCCAUGAACACCGGAGCCGAGGCCGUCGAGACCGCCAUCAAGAUUGCUCGCAAGUGGGCCUACAAGGUCAAGGGAGUCCCCCAGGGCAAGGCCUUGGUAUUUGGCGUCGAGGAAAACUUCCACGGCCGAACGAUGACUGCUGUCACCCUUUCUACUGAUCCCGAGUCCAAGGACAACUACGGUCCUUAUAUUCCCAACAUUGGCGCCAUCUCCCCCUCGACCGGCAAGCCCAUCCGAUACAACAACUUGAAGGAUCUCGAGGAAGUGUUCGAGGCGCAUGGCAAGGAGACUGCUGCCUUCAUCGUCGAGCCCAUCCAGGGUGAAGCAGGUGUCGUCGUCCCUGACGCCCAUUACCUGGCCAAGGUCCAAGACCUGUGCAAGAAGCACAAUGUUCUAUUGAUCUGCGACGAGAUCCAGACCGGCAUCGGCCGUACCGGAAGGAUGCUGUGCUCCGAGUGGGCAGGGAUCAAGCCUGACAUGGUCACUCUCGGCAAGGCCAUCUCCGGCGGCCUCUACCCCGUGAGUGCGGUUCUCAGCAGCAAGGAGAUUAUGCUGGUCGUUGAGCCUGGUACCCAUGGAUCGACCUAUGGCGGAAACCCCCUGGGUUGCGCAGUCUCCAUCCGUGCCCUGGAAAUCAUGGAGGAGGAGCAACUGACUCAAAAGGCCGAGAAGCUGGGCAACAUUUUCCGCGAGGGAAUUGCCGCCUUCAACUCGCCGCUCGUCAGCCUCGUCCGUGGCAAGGGCUUGCUCAAUGCCGUUGUCAUUGACGAAUCGCAGGCCAACGGCCACUCGGCCUGGGACCUCUGCAUCCUGCUCAAGGAGAAGGGCCUUCUGGCUAAACCAACUCACGGUAACAUUAUCCGUUUCGCACCGCCACUAGUCAUCUCUGAGGCUCAACUGCGAAAGGCGAUCGGCAUUAUUGGCGAGGCCCUUCACGAGCUCCCUAAAAUGAAGCAGCACGAAGAUGUCCACGUCAACAUUGACAACUGA
This is a messenger RNA of Neoarthrinium moseri, 1353 nucleotides long. RefSeq lists its product as uncharacterized. The record is from RefSeq and is a predicted model, not a curated record. Gene Ontology annotation, molecular function: identical protein binding; pyridoxal phosphate binding; L-ornithine transaminase activity. The transcript is spliced from 3 exons. Bases 1 to 1353 code for a protein of 450 amino acids. Gene Ontology annotation, cellular component: cytoplasm. Lineage: Eukaryota; Fungi; Ascomycota; Sordariomycetes; Amphisphaeriales; Apiosporaceae.